Messenger RNA from Aspergillus pseudonomiae, 802 nucleotides. RefSeq names its product mitochondrial 37S ribosomal protein mS37. NCBI's taxonomy places the organism in Eukaryota, Fungi, Ascomycota, Eurotiomycetes, Eurotiales, Aspergillaceae. The record is from RefSeq and is a predicted model, not a curated record. Gene Ontology annotation, biological process: mitochondrial translation. The transcript has 3 exons. Gene Ontology annotation, molecular function: structural constituent of ribosome. The coding region runs from base 217 to 522 and encodes 101 amino acids. Gene Ontology annotation, cellular component: mitochondrial small ribosomal subunit.
ACAGGACUAUAGGGUGUUAUGUCAGCCACUUCCGCGGGCAAAAUUGCCGAAAAUGUCUUGGCACCUCCGAAGGCUUUCCGACAUCUUUUGGAACCAGAGCCCACAACUAUACAUUGACCUGCACCGGCGCUAUUGGUGGCAUUCCGUCUAUCCAAUCAAUUGCAUUUGGGUUCCUUGAGUCGCAGAAGUUCAGAGAGCACCGGAAACACCGUCAAUAUGCCCCCGAAAGGUGCCACGACUCGUCUCAACCCGGUCCGUCUGCAGACCAUCCCUCACCUUCGAGUCCGUCGUCCGAACCAGCAUGAGCAGAACCCCUGUGUGACAGUCAUGUCUUCGAUGCUGAGCUGCUGGGCGUCGGCUGGAUACACUGCGGAGGGAUGCGCAGCCCUUGAGCAGCAAUUGAGGCAAUGCAUGGAUGCACCUAAACCGAAGAGCAACAAGAAGAACACCAUCAACUACCACCUCAUGAGAAUGUACCCCAAGGUCGUCGGUCCCAAGAAGAGGGAGGGUACUCUUGGUUAAGAAUUCUUUGACUACAAUGUUUGUUGAUAUCCCGAAGCGUCGCGCAUCAUACCGGUUAUACGAUGGUAUCAAGCAAGGUUUUUAUAUUGGUUGUUGGGGGCCCCCGGGAUGGGUGAUGAGCGUGGAGGCUCUAGAUUGAGUCUUGACGGGCUCGGAAAGAAAUCUUUAUGUAUCUGGAGUUAUAGGCUUUUCGUUUACGGGUGGAUGUGAGCUUGUAUUACGGGCAUCCCCUUCUGUACAUUACAUGUGCUAUGUUAUAAAGAAAAGAACAUGUUUCAAU